Messenger RNA from Elephantulus edwardii (Cape elephant shrew), 357 nucleotides. RefSeq names its product succinate dehydrogenase complex assembly factor 1 (gene SDHAF1). Gene Ontology annotation, cellular component: mitochondrion. The record is from RefSeq and is a predicted model, not a curated record. The coding region runs from base 1 to 357 and encodes 118 amino acids. Gene Ontology annotation, biological process: mitochondrial respiratory chain complex II assembly. Lineage: Eukaryota; Metazoa; Chordata; Mammalia; Macroscelidea; Macroscelididae. The transcript has a single exon.
AUGAGCCGGCACAGCCGGCUGCAGAGACAGGUCCUGAGCCUGUACCGCGAGCUGCUCCGCGCCGGGCGCGGGAAGCCGGGCGCCGAGGCCAGGGUGCGGGCCGAGUUCCGGCAGCACGCCAGCCUGCCACGCUCCGACGUGCUGCGCAUUGAGUACCUGUACCGCCGCGGGCGGCGCCAGCUCCAGCUGCUCCGCUCGGGCCACGCCACAGGUAUGGGCGCCUUCGUACGCCUGCAGGGCCCGCCCGGGGAGCCCGGCGAGGUGGGGGCCCGGGAGAGUGUGCCUAAGGACGCUGAAGGUCCGAGGAGUCCGCAGGAAGGCGCGAGAGAACCGGAGACACCACCUGGUGGACGAUGA